Melanotaenia boesemani (Boeseman's rainbowfish) is the source of this 1791-nucleotide messenger RNA. Its product is annotated as dual specificity protein kinase CLK1-like. The record is from RefSeq and is a predicted model, not a curated record. Gene Ontology annotation, molecular function: protein tyrosine kinase activity; ATP binding. Gene Ontology annotation, cellular component: nucleus. Gene Ontology annotation, biological process: protein phosphorylation; regulation of RNA splicing. NCBI's taxonomy places the organism in Eukaryota, Metazoa, Chordata, Actinopteri, Atheriniformes, Melanotaeniidae. The coding region runs from base 23 to 1291 and encodes 422 amino acids. The transcript has 12 exons.
GUUCAGUGUGGACAGCAGUGCCAUGGGCAAGAAGGACAAUGACUUUGAAUCCUGGAGAGGAGGUGAUGUCUCCAAAUCUACUUGCCGCUCUCACACCCAGUCUGGGAGCUUCAAGCAGCGAACACAACAAGCCACCCUGGACAUGUAUAACUCGUCUGAUGAAACUCCUCUGCAGCCUGAUUCGGCUUUUCUCUAUGAUGAUGUCAUCAGUGACGACCCCGCAGGCAUGGGGAGUCAAGGUGGAGAUGAGGACGAUGAAGAGGGACACCUGGACUAUCACAUCGGCCUUGUGAUGAAAGAAAGAUAUGAAGUGAUGUCCAUGCUGGGAGAAGGAGCCUUCGGGAGAGUGGUGGAGUGUAUCGACAGACACAAAGAUGAGCGUGUGGCCGUGAAGAUCGUGAGGAACUUUGAGACUUUCUGUGAAGUAGCCAGAUCUGAGAUCGCAGUGCUGGAGGAGAUCAACAGACUGGAUGAUGACAACACGUUUGCCUGUGUGAGGAUGUUGGACUGGUUUGAGCAUGAAGGCCACAUCUGCAUCGUGUUUGAGCUGCUCGGACUCAGCACCUUUGAGUUCGUGCAACAGAACAACUUCCUCCCAUUCAGCAUGGAGCAGAUUCGAUACAUGGCCUUCCAGAUCUUCAGAGCCGUCUCCUUCUUGCAUCGUAACAAGCUGACACACACGGACCUGAAACCGGAGAACAUCCUGUUUGUCUGCUCUGACUUUGACCCGGUGUACGACCACAACACGAUGUGUGAGCAGAGAAAGCCCAGAAGUCUGGAUGUGAAGGUGGUGGAUUUUGGUACCGCCACUUUUGACCACCAACACCAUGAGUCCCUGGUGUCAACGCGUCACUACAGAGCUCCAGAGGUUAUACUGGAUCUGGGUUGGAACCAGUCAUGUGAUGUCUGGAGUCUGGGCUGCGUUCUCAUAGAGUUUUAUCUUGGAAGAACACUCUUCCCGAGCCAUGACUGUAAAGAACACCUGGCCAUGAUGGAGAAAGUUCUGGGCCCCAUUCCCUCACAUCUGCUCCAACAGACCAGGAAGAAGCAUUAUGUGCACGACGGGCGUUUGAACUGGGACGAGCAGAGCUCCUCUGAUGACUACAUCAGGAAAUACUGUCAGCCUCUCAAGCAGCACAUGGCGAUGAAGAGUAAGGAUGAGCAGCUGCUGUUUGACCUGCUCAGCUGCAUGCUGGAGUAUGACGUCUGCAGACGGAUCACUCUGGAGGAGGCUCUGUGGCACCCGUUCUUCAGCCCCCUGAGGACACAAAAACAACCACAAUGCAGCUAGCACACACACAAAAACACACUAACAUGCAGCAUCUACCUCAAGCUGAGUUUCAGCUAUGAUUAUUAACUGGUUAGGCCUUUGGUUGGAUGUUUUUAGUUUCACUGAUAGUUUCAAAGAGCAUUCCUGUUAAUUUGAAAUGAUUAUGUUGACGUCUCACAGAGUCUGACAGACCGCAUGGUCAUCAUGGAAGAAUGUUUUCAUCAUGGACUAGUAGUAAAAAAUUGGACAUAGUCACUCAGUCCAAAAAGUGAAGCCAACAAGGAUGUGUUAAACUGCAGUACCAUUAAUGGCCACUAGGAGCUGGCUCCAGAAGACAUCUGCCUCUAACUGCCUGUAAAUCACAAUGUUUUUGCAAGACAUAACAGCUAAAUUAGUUUGGUCAUUUUAAAAUAAUUACUAGUCUGUCUUUCUCUACCUUGUUGUUUAAAUAUGGUCAUUUCUGGUUUCAUAAUCAGAAAAUACCAAUUUCGAGGCUCCAAGUCUCCUUUACAAACUUAACA